Molecule: messenger RNA, 837 nt
Organism: Prunus armeniaca (apricot)
Lineage: Eukaryota; Viridiplantae; Streptophyta; Magnoliopsida; Rosales; Rosaceae
Source: the annotation of a GenBank genome assembly
AUGGAAGUGUCCAGCACAAGACAAAUACCAAUUAAAACCGUUCCGACAAGUCUUGAUGAGGUUCCUUCCCAAAGGGAUGCAUAUGGAAAUAAGUCUAGUGGCAAGAAAGUAGGUUCAUCUUCAAAUGCUAAUGCUGGAGCAUUGGUUGAUGAUAAUAAUAUUGGAGGGAGUUCUUAUGAAGAAACUUCCCCUGAAAACUGCUCAGUAGAUCAUGAAGCAGAUUUGAAGCACUCCAGAGAGAACUUAUUGGUUUCUUAUAUUUUAAUUGCUUACUUCAUUCAUCGGGACAGUUUGAUGCAUGAAGAAGAACAACUUCAUGAUGAGGAAAAGACAGGCAGUGACACCUUACAACAGGCUGGAGAAGUACUUGGCCAGAGUGCUCAAAGUGCAAUGGAUGUUGAAGUUCUUUGCAUGGAUCAUUUAAGAAAAAGUAGUGAUACUAGAGACUCCUCUUCUGAAGCUGCAACUCUAUGUAAACCAGGAAAAACCCAUGCAUUGAUAAGAGAUGAAGCUCAAGUUUUAUCAAGUGCUGAUCCUAAAGCAACAGAAACCCCUCAUUUAGGUGAUCACUUCCUUAUUUGGACUUGUCUGUUAUCCCCACCGGACCAUGGUGGUUCUAAUCAUUCUGCAAAAGUAUGGCCAGCCAAUGGUUGUACAGGUGAAAGGGGAACUGGGAGGUCUACAAAGAAACCUGAUAAAGGAAGGACUGCAAAAGAGGAGGCAUCCAAACGUGAGAAGGUCCGAGAAAUACAGAAAAUCUUCCCUCCAUGCUUUAAUCACCUGAGGAAAUGGCCACUGCCAAUAUUUGAAGAGUACGGUCGCGGCUGUAUUAUUUAA